This is a messenger RNA of Dendroctonus ponderosae (mountain pine beetle), 576 nucleotides long. RefSeq lists its product as uncharacterized. The transcript has a single exon. The record is from RefSeq and is a predicted model, not a curated record. Lineage: Eukaryota; Metazoa; Arthropoda; Insecta; Coleoptera; Curculionidae. The coding region runs from base 1 to 576 and encodes 191 amino acids.
AUGGAUGCCGCGAACUGGAUGGAUCGUUUUGGGGUGAACCGCGAAUUUAGCAUUAUCCCAGGAGUCACAAUGGUGACUUCCAAGAGUGUUAAAGUGCAGAACAAUGAUAUCGCUUUAGAUGCGGCGCGACAAUUCCCGGAAGACGCGGAUUCAAGAACCAACCAGUACCUGCUCAGAAAAUUGGAAAACUUCCUGGAUAGCCACUCGCUCAACGUAAAUUUAUCGAUGGUCCUUAAUGACCAGUCAGAAGUAAGUGCUCGAGCCAAAGACAAAAAGGGUGGCGACACGAAAACCAUUCUUACAACAGGCAUAAUGAUCGUUGCAGUUUUCACCCAACUGGCUCUCUGGGGACUGGCGGUUUUAGGAGGCAAAGCACUUAUUAUCAGUGCGAUUUCACUUUUGUUUUCUGGAAUUCUAGGAAUCAAGGAAUUGACGUCCAAAGAAAAUGUCCAUGUUGCCCAAGCUGCCCCACAUCGGGCUUCCGAAGGGUGGGAGUCUUAUUCAGGCCACAGUAGAAGUUCAAACUUCAUUACUCCGGUUGAAGUUGAAAAAACAAAAUACAGCAAAGGCAAAUAA